AUCAUAGUUCACUGAUACAAAAGAAUGGAGUUUUAUGCUUCAGGAAAGAAAGGAUUUUACCAACCAAAUUCAAGUUACCAGCCAAAUAUUGAUGCAGGAUUACUUGCUCAUGUCAGAGAGGAAGUUCUCAAACGGGAAGAAGAACAGAGAAGGCAACGAAAAAUUGAUGAGGACAGAAAGGCAGAAGACGAGAAACGAUCGAAAAUGGGCAGACAAAUUGUAUCUAUUGUAACAAAUUUACCAAUCACAUUCCAAGAGAAGAUAACUGCAGAAGUCAUAAACUCAUUAACUCUUUCACUCAUGGAUGGAACUGUGUUUGAAAUUGUCAAAGGUUUGGAGGACAUUCAGCAGCUGACGGAGAGGAGAUUGCUUAAUAAAAGAAUGAAAUUAAUUAAUGGUCAGAAAGCUGAAAGAAUGGAUCAAAACAAGACCCACAAAGCAGCAGUUGAUGCCUGUGCUAACAAACCUCAUCAUCUGCCAAUUAUAAAGAAGAAACAAACACAAGAAAAAGAGAAUUUAGAAAGUCGACUUGAGCAAGAGCUUGUGCAGUUGGAUCAGAAAUUAGUGCUGGAAUUAGAUCGAGUUGUUGCAGAUCAACAAACCACAAUGCAGAGAGCUGGAGUUCCUCUGUUUCAUCUGACAAAUGAUUCAAGUGAAAUUCAACUUCAGAUGUACAUCUUAGACAUCAUUACUCAACUAAGUGCUGGUGGACAUGAUUAAGAGGACUUCUAAUGUUG
Molecule: messenger RNA, 737 nt
Organism: Dendronephthya gigantea
Lineage: Eukaryota; Metazoa; Cnidaria; Anthozoa; Malacalcyonacea; Nephtheidae
Product: protein DGCR6-like
Exons: 4
Coding region: 25-720 (231 amino acids)
Source: RefSeq, a predicted model, not a curated record